Aspergillus piperis CBS 112811 is the source of this 2514-nucleotide messenger RNA. RefSeq lists its product as uncharacterized. NCBI's taxonomy places the organism in Eukaryota, Fungi, Ascomycota, Eurotiomycetes, Eurotiales, Aspergillaceae. The transcript has 3 exons. Bases 1 to 2514 code for a protein of 837 amino acids. The record is from RefSeq and is a predicted model, not a curated record.
AUGGGGCAAUUGUUGACAACAAAAUGGCUACCAUACGUAACAGUUGCACCCACUUCGGUUCUUACUGUAACGUCUACUUACUCCGAUACGGUGACCAGCACUGUUACAGGGGUUCUCCCAGUGACGACCGUUGAAACCACAUGUACUCCUGGUAGCGUUGCUCCAGAGUCAUGUAGUAAUUCGAUAUGGUCGGCGGAAGGUUCCUACUGGCAAGAAUGGUGCUCAGAUUCAGCUUUGGAAGGAGCACCAUUUAUGACCAUUCAUGGAGCAACCAGCCCUUACGAAUGCUUCGUGUUUUGUGGCAUCUAUUCGAGCUGCCAAGGUCUCAAUUGGGAUGAUAAUAAUGAGUGUGUGCUGCUCACAGACAUCACGUCCACAGUGGAAGUCACUUCGUCUCAUUGGGCCGCAAUUGAACGUUUUUCAACCAACCCUUGCGUCGUCACUGUAACAGGCGCUUCUACUCAGCUGUCAACCGGGACAACGGUGAUGGAAUAUACAACAACUUACACAUCGACAAUUACAUUGUCGACGAGUGCUUCUGUCGCUUCCACUAGCACUACAUCCAGUGUUGCCACAUCAACGGCUUCGACAUGCACUGUCUCGACUUUUCCUACCACCACAGACUGCGUCGACGGAUACUACGUAUACAAUGAGGAGUAUUACCAAGUUCUCUGCAGCGACACCGUGCAAAGCUAUUCGGGAACUCUUUCCAACUCCAGACAAGACGACAUCUGGGGCUGCAUCGAGGUCUGCUCUACCUAUUCGAACUGUAUAGGAACGUUCUGGUUUCUGGGUAUCUGUUACUCAGAAAGUGGUGCUAUCGACCAUUCCUACGUGCCUUGCGACUUCUACUGUUGUUACAACCUCUUCCACAAUCCUAUCCUCGUCGACACUUGCGUCCUCAUCGGCCAUAUUGACAUCAUCAAGACCUAUAGACAAAUAUACGCCAGUCGUGCCAUCUGCAUUAACUGCUUCACCUUCCACUCUUUCAAGCGCCUCUUCAUCUCCUGUGACAUCGAAAUCGUUUACUUCAUCGGUCCCGUUAAUACGAACGUCCCCGGUCUCAAGCUCCAGGAGCUCUCCUUCUCUCGACUCCUCUGCUGUAUACUCAAAAGUCCCAGUUUCUGUCCCCUUGAAGAGCUCCUCGGCACUCAUACCAGUGCAAUCGUCUUCUUCUCCUGUCUUUCAUUCAUCCUCUGCGUCAUUGCCGCUUCUUUUCAAUUCUUUUAUUUCUCAAAGCUCUACCAGCAACAUUCCCACGGUUUCCAGUCAGAGUAUCCCUACGUCAGCCCGGCGUACUACGACCAUAUUUACCACUGUAACCCUCACCUCAAUGACUACGAUCUGUCCUCUGAAGGCUACCAAAACGGCUUCCACUCUACAACCAGCAGAUGUUACCUCACCUGCCGCACCAAAGAUGACAACUUCAACUGUCUUCACCACAAAGGUGCCCUCGCUACAUCCACUGUUUUCACUACCAAGGUGCAUACCAUGUCUGGGUGUCCACAAGAAAGUCCGCACUGCGUAGCAUCUGAGAAGACCACCUACUACACGACAGAUACAAUCGCUGCAUACACAACUAUUGGCCCAGUUGCUGCAGAGGAGACGAGCACGCAUGCCUCUGGCCAAGCGACAGCUAUCGGGGAAGGAUCUAUCGGACAGAGCAGUGAAAGACUCAGUACAUCGACGGGCUACACAACCCGUGUCCACCCGAUCACAGCUUGUCCAUCGUCUUCCACUACCUGUGCUGAUGCAGAGCGAACGACGUAUCCCGCGACAGAAACCGCAGUAGCAUCAGUUACUCUCAUCACAUCAGCAGCUGUUGAAACUGCUGCAGACAAUUCAGGUGCUCAAGUUACUCCUUCCGGAGGUAAAUCCUCAGCGUCGAUCAUUACAGUCGUUCUCUACACGACAGAGGUAUACACGAUCAUAAAGGGAACGAAAACCCACCUCACCACGGCCGCCGUUCAGAUAACCACAACCACGACCCCCACUGCCAGCGAAAUACCGCAAUUUUCACCUACCAGAAAAGUAGGCUCGGCAUUACUCGGGCCACACAGUCCCCAGCAAGGGGGGUCAGGUGGAUCUACCAUUGCAUCCGGUGCUGAUGCAGACGGCCAAAUUGGGGUCAGCGCCGAGUCUCAAGGAUCGACCGGAGAGGGAUCGUCCUCGCCAUCCUCCAGCAAUGGUGACUCCACUCACCCCGACAGACCCGGUAGUCCUGGAUCAUCCCCUCACGUCUCGCCCUCGACUGUUUCCAGUGCCGGAUCAGUCGCCCACAGCAGUCUUAACGUUGGCUCUUGGAGUAGUGUAUCUCAUUAUUUGGGUGUCCCGUCUCCUAGUAUCGGGCUCAAUCGCCCUACCCUUGGAAGUGUUGCAGGAAGUCACACUGCAUCUGUGUAUGCCUCUGGUACAUCUACGGUUGUAUCGGUGCAAUAUACCAGCUCUGCUUCUAAGAGUGCAGUAUGCACCUUGUUCCCCUUCUUAAGCAUGGCAAUAGCAUAUCUUCUCUGA